Messenger RNA from Ostertagia ostertagi, 510 nucleotides. Lineage: Eukaryota; Metazoa; Nematoda; Chromadorea; Rhabditida; Trichostrongylidae. The record is from the annotation of a GenBank genome assembly.
AUGAGAGCUCUUGUUCUCCUCACCCUUGCUCUCGCCAUUUGCGUGAAUGCAGGUCUGCUCGACCUCAGAAGCUCUGCUGGGACCGUCAAGGGCAUUAUUAAAGAGAAGGUGAUCGACAAGAUAGAGCAGGCUGCUGAUCGCAUUAAGGAGGCCUUCAAAAACGAUAUGGCUGCUUUCAAGAACAGAUUAAGCGGAUUCAGGGACAAAAUAUUGAAGAAGCUCGCGUUGACAAAGGAGCAAAGAGCGGCACUCCUGGAAAGACUUAAGCUUUUUAAAAGAAAAUCCAUUGACAAAGUGCAACCAAUGGGAGACUCAAUUGAGGAGAUCAACAGAAACAGCAAAAUAGCCGGUGCUCUUUUCCAAGGAGAUAUGAUCCUUUCGAAAGAUCAAGAAGACCAAAUUAUUGCCGAAAUCAGCGACGGUACCCGCUCCAAGCGACAGGCCAUGAAAGAAACAGAGUAUCCCUGGCAAAAGAUGGCAUCAAGGACUCAACUACUUCUUCGACAGUAA